Molecule: messenger RNA, 651 nt
Organism: Strongylocentrotus purpuratus (purple sea urchin)
Lineage: Eukaryota; Metazoa; Echinodermata; Echinoidea; Camarodonta; Strongylocentrotidae
Exons: 2
Coding region: 1-651 (216 amino acids)
Source: RefSeq, a predicted model, not a curated record
AUGCAACGCAAUGACCUGACUGAUGGCAUCUCGUCUUUGGAAGACUGCGUGACAGAUGUGAAGUCUUGGGCUAGUAACAAUAACAUGAUGCUCAAUGCAAACAAGACUGAGCUCAUCCACAUUACAUCACAAUUUAGGAAACGGAACGAGUCUGUUAGCCUUCACAUAGACGGAGCUGUUAUCACUGCGACCAAUUCUGCAAGAGAUCUGGGUGUUAUCGUUGAUAACUCGCUAGACUUAAGAGAGCACAUCCGAAAGCACAUACAGAACACCGCUGCACGUCUUAUCACUCGCACCAGAAAGCACGAUCACAUCACUCCAGUCAUCCGCACCCUACAUUGGCUCUUAAUUCCCCAACGUAUCCAAUUCAAGAUCCUUCUCCUCACGUUCCACAUCAUCCAUCAUCACGCACCAUCAUACCUGAUUGAACUGAUCUCACCCAAACAGACUACCGGCAUGAACCUUAGAUCAUCAUCCAGACCCCAGCUCGCACUUGGUCCUCGCACCCACAACCGCUAUGGUGACAGGGCCUUCUCAGUCUGUGCCCCCACUCUUUGGAACACUCUCCCCGCCCAUAUCCAGGACUCACCCACCAUUGACAUUUUCAUAAAGAAUCUAAAAACUCAUCUAUUCCAAAAGCAACCUAAAUAA